GCUCGAGAAACAAAAUGGCCGCCGGUUGCCAAACAAGGUACACACACACACACAGUUCGGUGUAUUUAUUUUGAAAUUAUUCGCGUUUUAAUUGUGCUUUUUCCGCUUAAUUAACGCGUAAUACGACGUAGAGAACAUGAAAGUGCCCUCGGGUACAUUGGGAGCGAACGUUAGUGCGGUCUAAAGUGGUUUUUUCACCAAGGGAAAUACCCCGUUCAACUGGAAUUCAACAGAUCAAUGUUAUCUCUUGUGGUAGCGAAAUAAGUUUUUGCAGAAAAAUGUCCAAUGGAGAGGGACAUUUGACCGCCAAUCGUCGGGGCAAAAAAACCAUGUGACAGUGACCGAGCGACCCGGUCACAACACACUGGAUCGUGGUAGCUCUGGACCAGGGGGUUGCCUCGACGGCGGAGGGACGUUGCCCCCCGUCGUCCCCCAGCCCCCGGGACUGCAACAACAGCUCCACGGUGAUAUUCCCCCCAAACAAGCGGUGGUAGAAAGGUUGAGACGUCGUAUAGAGUCCUACAGGAGGAGACAAAGCGACUGUAUGCCGCGGUUCGAUCAGUCCUUUUCGGGACUGUGCGAGCAGAACCUGCAGGACACUUUGCACCUGAAGCAGCGGUUCCUGGACGCGAAGGCGAAGCGGGUGUCCAAGACGAAGGACAAGAAGCAGGAGAAUAUUCAGAGUAGCGUGCAUGUGCAACAAAAGUUCCUUAAACGUACCGCGGACGAGCUGGGGGAGUCGGGGGGGGCGUCGCAGCUGGACAACGGCUUCGAGCAGCCCCCCGUGAAGCUCCAGUGCACCGCCCAGCAGCAGCACGGCACCGCCGUCGCCGCCUCCUCCAACCAGGAGGGUCUCACCAAGUUCUCGGUCGAGAUCGUGCAACAGUUGGAGUUCACCACGUCGGCGGCGAGCGCGCAGCCGCAACAGAUCAGCACCAACGUCACCGUCAAAACGCAUGCGAACGCGAGCGUCAAGAGCGACGUCGCGUCGCCCAAGGCGGGCGGCGGCGCCCCGUCCCAGACGCCCCAAAAGUUGGACGUCGUCGGCACCUUGGUCGAGUGUGUCAAGCAGGAACCGGACAACGAUUUCGCGGAUCUGGACCAAUGCGCGGCCGCCCUCGAGAAAGACGCGGCGGCGAACGGGGGCGCGGGUUUCGGCGCCUCCUUCCCCGACCUGAUCGGCGACGACACCAACGACGAGAUCAUGUCCUCGGCCGCCUUCAAAGAUCUCAUCUCGGACAUCAGCAACUACCCGGACUACCCGGAACUGAUGAAGGACUUCGAUUUCGAGGACAAACCCUCCGAUCUCGUCAUGGGAAAUUUGAAAACGGAGGAGAAGGAACAUAACAACAGCGGUGGUGGUGGUGGUGGUGGUGGCGCCCCCAAUCAGGACCAACUAAAAUCCGGAGGCAUCCAGAGCCCCUUGAUGAGCGGCGGCGGGGGGCAACAGACGACCUUCGGUACUUCCCCCGCGUUCGAGAAGAACAACAAUCCGCGUCUUCCGUACUCGAACAUGGACUUUGCCAAGACGGAGCUGAGUCCCGCCGCGCAAACCUUGAAACAAAUGGCGGAGCAGCAUCAGCACAAAAACCAAAUGGGGUUGAACUUUAACCCGGGGAAUCCGAGGGGGCAGAGCGCCGCCCGGUCGCCCUAUUCCGAGCAGUUCCAGUUUCAGAACGAGUACAGUCCGGGAGGGAAUCCCGCCUUUCAUAAAAAUAGUCCGGGAGGGUUUCCGCAACCGGAUAUGAUCAAACAGGAAAUGAUUUUUCAGGGCAACGAGUUCAGCGACAUGAAAAGGAAAAACUCGCCCUACGGUGCUGCAAAACAGCCCCAACAACAGCAGCAACAACAACAACAGCAGUACUCGCCGUACGGUAGCCCCGGCCCGGGGGGAAGUCCCGGCUUUUUGCCGUCGGGAAGGGGCGGCGCGGGCGGCCCACCGCCGCCCCGACCCCCCUCCGGACCCGGAAACAACCAGAACGGGGGCGGCGGCGGACCCUCGGUCCAAAUCAAUCAGGCGCAACAAUUAAACAUCAACCAGCAGAGUCACGGACACAUACAGGUCUCGGCGGGUCAGCAGUUCCACUUGAGCGCCGACCUAAAGGGCGGCAACGUGUCCAUCGCCGCCCAACAGGGGAUGAACUUUAGCAGCGGAGGCGGCGCGCAGAGCGGCGGCGACCCUGGAGCGACCCCGCCCCAGCAACAUCAACAGGGGGCACCGGGCGGGUCCUCGCAAAUGCCCCCAAUGGGAAACCCCCAAAUGUCCCACGGGAACAUGAUGGGAGGCGGCCAUCCGGGCGUCGACUCGUACUCGAUGUCGCAGACGCAAACGAUCAAUUUCACGCAGCAGUCGUUGAGAAGGGCGACGCCGGCGGGAAUGGGCGGGCCGAUGGGCGGCACCAACGGCGGCCCGCCCCAAAUGGGGCCGAUGGGCGGCGCCCGUUUGAUGUCCACCCAAGCGCUGGAGCAGCAAAAGUUGCAGCAGAUUUUCCGGGUGCAGCAACAGAUGCAACAACAGCAGCAGCAGCAACAGUUGAGGCCGCCCCCGCCCGAGUACGCGGCGAGCGCGGGAUUGGGCGGCCAGGGCGGCAUGCAGCCUCGCUACGGGGCCCCCGCUCCGCCGCCCAAUAUGAGGCGGAUGCCCCAUCAGCCGAUACCGCCCUCGGGUCCGAUGAUCCGAUCGAACGGUUACAUGAUGCAACAGCAACAGUUGCAACAGCAGCAGCAGCAACAGCAACAAUUAGCGGGCAGGGCGGGGAUUUACCGACAGUCCGGCCCAAUGGCGGGCAUGGAGGCUAUGCAACAGAACGCGCAGGCCUCCGACUGGCGCCAUCUGUUGAUGUCGCAGCAACAAAACGCGAGUUUCGGCUCGAUGCGACCGUCCGCUUUUCAACCCUCAGGCGGCUUUAACAUGAACCAAAUGACGGCGAUGCAGCAACACCAGCAACAACAACAACAGCAGCAGCAACACAUGCGCCAACAGCAACAAGGGGGCGCCAUGGGCGCUCACAUGAUGGGCGCCGGGAAUCCCAUGGCCCAGAUGAGUCAGAUGAACCAGGCGAUGUUGCAUAUGCAACAGCAACAGUCGCUCAUGCAACAGCAGCAACAAAAUUCGCAGAUGUCCAUGUCGACGUUACACAUGCAACAGUCGCAGUCGAUCUCUAUAGGGGGGCACCAGCAGCAACAGCAGCAGCCGCCGCCCCAUCAGCAACAAGACGGGGGAGGGGCGGCGGCCGCCUCCCAAUUGGCCGCCUUCAAUCCGCAGGCGGCCGAUUUCAAUUUCGAAUUUCUCGACAAUUUGGCGGGAACAAACGACGGCGCCCCCUUCACCGACCAGGAGCUGCUCAACUCGUUCGACGCCGACGCCGCCUUCAAUUUGGACUUUUAAGGAGUGCGGCGGUGGAGGGUGGGGGGAGUGCGGGGGCGGCGAAAAUCGUUGGUGCAAUAGGGCCUUGUUUAAGUUAAGCAGAUUUAUGUUUUUUUUUUUUAUAUUUUUGUACAUAAUUUUUUUUUUAUUAUUAUUUUGUGUUAUUUUAUUUUUAUAUAGUACAGAGGGGGCGACGCGAACACGUUCGGGACUUAAUACGGCCCUGAUUCUACUGUCGAAGUGAGUGACGUUGACAGAUAAAGCGCGGUCCGAGUGUCACUUGUCGUUCACGGUUUGACGUAAAAAUCAGGCCCGGAUUUAAGUCGAGGCUUCCCGGUCGCCCCGUUUGAGCUUUAACGAUUUAUACAGUAGAUCAUAUCAUCAUACAGACAUUUAUAGAGAUAAAAAAUUGUUAAUAGAGAAAUAAAAAUAGGGAAUUUUAUAUGACGAUGAUGACGACGAAUAAAAAAUGGGUUGAGGAGUAAAAAAAACUAAACGCCGAAACUUAGCAAGAGAAUUUGCUUCAGUAGUUAAUUAUUUACCAAAAAAAUAAAUAAAUAAAUAAAAACAAUUAUUAGAUCUCGUUAUUAAUGAUACAUAGAAUAGGCAGACGUUGUUUAUAAUCAAAUGAGCGGGAGCAUGGGGAGGGGGGAAUAGUGCGGAAAAUGACUGUUUUACAGGGUUGUACUGUUGGUAUGUUAUAGUCCAGGGUUGAAACUAAUUAUCCCCUUACUACACUUUCGUAAAUGUACAGGGUGUCUCAGGAAAUUGAGUCAAAGUUUGUCAAAUAUCAGAAAGUUGACCAAAAACUGGUUUUCAAAAAUUAAGAAAUUUCUUAUUUAGACUUGUUGUACAGGGUUGAACUUUUGGUAUGUUAUAGUCAAGGGUUGGAACUAACUAUCUCCGUACUACACUUUUUUCCGUAAAUGUACAGGGUGUCUCAGGAAAUUGAGUUAAAGUUUAUCAAAUAUCAGAAAGUUGACCAAAAACUGGUUUCCAAAAAUUGCGAAAUUUCUUAUUUAGACUUGUUGUACAGGGUUGAACUUUUGGUAUGUUAUAGUCAAGGGUUGGAACUAACUAUCUCCUUACUACACUUUUCUUCGUAAAUGUACAGGGUGUCUCAGAAAAUUGAGUCAUAGUUUGUCAAAUAUCAGAAAGUUGAUCCAAAACUGGUUUUCAAAAAUUGAGAAAUUUCUUAUUUAGACUUGUUGUACAGGGUUGAACUUUUGGUAUGUUAUAGUCAAGGGUUGGAACUAACUAUCUCCUUACUACACUUUUUUUCGUAAAUGUACAGGGUGUCUCAGAAAAUUGAAUCAAAGUUUGUCAAAUAUCAGAAAGUUGACCAAAAACUAGUUUUCAAAAAUUGAGAAAUUUCUUAUUUAGACUUGUUGUACAGGGUUGAAUUUUUGGUAUGUUGUAGUCAAGGGUUGGAACUAACUAUCUCCUUACUACACUUUUUUUCGUAAAUGUACAGGGUGUCCCAGAAAAUUAAGUCAAAGUCCAUUAAGUCGUAGUGACCCCCUCGUCGUUUUUCCACGAGAAAAUCGUCAUUUUCCGAUCUCUACGCCCCCUAUUAUAUAACAAACCUACUAUAUAAUGAUAAUACUAUAAUAAGGUAAACGGUUUUCCAUUGUUUUUUUUUCCUUUUUUAAAUAUUUUCAUCGACAUUCCACAAACACACAAACACACACAAGAAGAAUAAAUCCAGAUCGUGUCCAGUAUUUGUAAAUAAUAAUAAUACAAAAGAUCUUCCUUUUUCUUUUUUUAAUAUUGUAUUAUAUUUUUUAUUAUUAUUAUUAUUAUUAUUCAUUUUAUUUAUACGUGUACUUAGGCGAAUCAAAUUAUUGUUAUACAGAGUUUAUAUAUAAACAAGCGAGUGACGGGUUCGCGGUGGUUCCCCCGGCCGCCCUUUCGCCCUCUUAAACUUCAUCUGUUUCACGUCAGUAUUAGUGUUUUGUUUUUUUUUAUGUCAAUUUUUUUCUUUAUAGAGGGCGCUAGGGGUAACCCCGGAAACCCGUUUCCGAUAAUAUAAAAUAUACUUUAAUUUGACUGUA
Molecule: messenger RNA, 5421 nt
Organism: Anthonomus grandis grandis
Lineage: Eukaryota; Metazoa; Arthropoda; Insecta; Coleoptera; Curculionidae
Product: neurogenic protein mastermind-like
Exons: 13
Coding region: 545-3388 (947 amino acids)
Biological process (GO): Notch signaling pathway; positive regulation of transcription by RNA polymerase II
Cellular component (GO): nuclear speck
Molecular function (GO): transcription coactivator activity
Source: RefSeq, a predicted model, not a curated record